Molecule: messenger RNA, 2343 nt
Organism: Lasiodiplodia theobromae
Lineage: Eukaryota; Fungi; Ascomycota; Dothideomycetes; Botryosphaeriales; Botryosphaeriaceae
Exons: 4
Coding region: 1-2343 (780 amino acids)
Source: RefSeq, a predicted model, not a curated record
AUGGCCGACGACGCGGUUGGACCUGGCCCAGCACCGCCGGUGGAGCGCAGCAAUUUCGAGCCAGAGAUUGUUGGUGGUGGUGCGUGGUCGAGCAAGGCCUCGAGAGCCUCUCAGCAGCCGCCGCCGGACGAGAAGCCGGCCUCUUUCGUCCGCGGCCAUCAGCGCAAAGCUGCAAAAUCGCCGGGUGUUGCGAAUGACGAUCGGCGGGCAGAGUCGCCGACGCAGUGGGAGGACGUUGAGGAGGCACGAGCGACGCGAGUCAGGAGGGCCAGCGCACGCAGAACCGCAUCUGGCACGCGCACCUCGUCUUCAGCCCAGCAGACGUCGCUCACCUCGUCUCGUGGAAGAGCGGAUCUGGAGCCAGCACCCUCGGUGCCCCGCAGCACUCCAUCGUCGUCGUCUGUUCGCGGCUGCAGGCGUCCGGGCUUCUCUGCCGGCGCGUCCACGCCGCCGGCGGAAGCAGACGGGGACAGACACUACUACAUCAGGUCCACCGCCGCCCAACAUCGGGACCGCGCCAGCCCGCAGCCCUCUCACCGGUCAGGGUCUGGCGUUGACCUCGGCGCGAACCCUCAAUCACGCCGCCAUCUUAGACAUAAACACAGCUCCUUGCAUCGCCGUGCCGACGCCCUCGCCCAGCUCUCCAGCCCUUCGCUGCUCUCCGUCUUCUCCAGCUUGACCAGCUUGACUCACUCGUCCAGCGGGAGCAACUCCACCGUCACGCAAAAGUCGUACGACAGGUCCCAGGGCAUCAGGAAGCGCAAGCAUUCGUCCAAACACCGCGGCGACAGCGGCCACAGAGGAACCUCCUCCAAGCGCUCGGAGAGUCGAGGCUCCGCAAAGUUAGGCGAACGCCCUCAGCGGAGACGACGUCGAUCGAGUCAGCCGCCCGCUGCCGCCCGCCAGCCCGCGGAGCCGGGUCCGUCGAUAUUGUCCUGCGCCGAGACCUCUUCUCUGGAAGCAAAUUGCUGCCCCGCUACCGACCCCCGGAAGCCAUUCGCCGGUGAUCGUGAUCGCGUGAACUCGGACUCCGGCAUUUCCGUGCGGGACAGUAGCCCCGAGAGGGGAGAUUGUAUGGACGGCAAAUCCGCCGGGAUGCCGUGGGGCCCGUACGAAGAUGACUGUGAUGAAGAGGAUAGGCAGAGGCAAUUUGAAAUCGACAGGCUCACCCAGGAGUUGCAAGCACGGGACCCCCAGGUGGGGGGCGGUGGCGACCGCGUGCUCGAGAAGCAGAUGGCGCAGGAGGAGCAGCUUCGACGGUACAUGAUGCGGAGCCCGAUGCACCACCACGCGCGGGACGAACCGCGUUAUUCCCACAAUGACGACGCCGACUCGCCUCGUGGUCCAACGGUUUUCCCCUAUUAUUACUACAACAACUCACAGCCACAGCCCGGGCCGUAUUGGGCCCGUUCGGAUCCACCCCCUCCGCCCGUACCUCACGCGCCGGCCCACGAUCCGGGCUAUCAUGCAGCGCAGCCGUACGGGAACUUCCAGCCGCCGCCAUCCCCACACGGCCGCGGCAGCCGGCAGCUGCAAGCUGGCCUACCGGACCUCACCAAGACGACGAUUACGGGGUACGAAAGGCUUGCCUUCGCGCUCGCCGAGACGAGCACGUGGCACGACGGUGAAGAAAGCGGAGCGGCCGGGCCAAGGCCCUUGUACCGCCGCUUCGAGUAUCUCAACCAUCGGAUACUGCUCCACAUACAGGAUGAAUUGGCCGAGCUCGAAGAAAAGCUCCGCGGGCUGGACGAGUGUAUUGCCCAACAGCAGGCCCAUGCUGUGGACGAAGUAGGCAAAGCGCUGCCUGCCUCGCGACGUUACGAUAGUCGAUAUGGGACCGAUCUGCACCAGCGACGCACGUUACUGCUGGGGGAGAUCUACUGCAAGUUGGGCCAGUACAGCAACGCGAUUCACUCGUUCGGAAAGAUGCUGAGCGUCUUGGAGCCCGCUAGAGCAGACGAUGUCUCCGCCUACGAGUCGUGGAUCCGCGAGCACGCGCCAAUAGACGAGAACGAGACGCGUUUCCUCACGCGUCAAGCCGACCUGAUGAGCCUCCAUCGACGUCACAAGCGGCAGGAGCGGCCGCAUGAAGUGAUUUUCUCAGGCGACCAGGUGCUCCAGACGGCGCUGUUGGCGCUGCUGCUCUUUUUAGUGCUGCCCCUAAUCGCCUUUCCCCAGAUUCCCAGCGUCGGCGGGCGGUUGUUCAUCCUGACAAUCAUCGGCGCGGCCGAGGUAGCAAUGGUCUCGUCAACAAGAUUUUCGCAUCUGAUGUCGGGAAAGGAAUGGAGGAUCUGUGGCAUCGCGUACUUUGCUCUUAUGGCAGUGAUCGCAGGCGUCGUUUGA